Brassica oleracea var. oleracea is the source of this 780-nucleotide messenger RNA. RefSeq lists its product as uncharacterized. Lineage: Eukaryota; Viridiplantae; Streptophyta; Magnoliopsida; Brassicales; Brassicaceae. The record is from RefSeq and is a predicted model, not a curated record. The transcript has a single exon. Bases 1 to 780 code for a protein of 259 amino acids.
AUGUCUAAGGAGUUACCAAAGAGGAUUUUUAGGGAGGGCGAGGAGCCCCAAGUGAGUCAGAUCAACAACAACUGUAGGAUUGACUACAUUAUCCGAAAGUUCAAAGCGUGGCUGCCAAAGGAAUUGGAUGUUGUGAAGAAAGAUCCGGUUUUUUCUCAGAUUUUUAAGCUGCAUGAGAAUGGUCUUGGGUACUCUGCGAGAGUGAUACACAACUUCUUGUGUAGGGAGCUGGUGACUUACAAACUGCACGAGAUUUGGUUUGUCUUUGCGAGGAGGCCACUUCGAUUUUCAUUACAAGAGUUCCACGCAGUAACCGGGUUUGAGUGCAAUACUCGUAUCUCAGUUAAGGAGUUUGAAGAGUGGAAAUAUGAUGGUGGUUUUUGGAGCAAUGUGUUGAGGAGAAAAGAUGGAACAAUUACACUCUUCAACCUGUGGACUAAGGACAAGGAAGUUGUUAAGAAGUGGAGGAAUGCAGAUCGUAUACGCCUUAUCUACUUGGCCAUCAUUCUUUGUGUGGUAUUAGCGAGAGCUGAGAAGGCUAAUAUCCCCCUCAAAUACAUUACGGUGGUCAUGGAUCUUGAGAGAGUUCGAAAGUAUCCUUGGGGAGUUGCUGCUUAUGACCUUCUCUGCAAUUCAGUAGCCAAAAAUUGUGACAAACUGAAGGAUAAGACUACUAGUUAUGUGUUGGAUGGAUUCUCCCACGCGUUGCAAAUUUGGGCAAUGGAAGCGGUACCGAAGAUUGGGAAGGAGCACAUGAAUGUCUUCCCUCGCACUGGUUGA